Molecule: messenger RNA, 897 nt
Organism: Chrysochloris asiatica (Cape golden mole)
Lineage: Eukaryota; Metazoa; Chordata; Mammalia; Afrosoricida; Chrysochloridae
Product: estradiol 17-beta-dehydrogenase 12-like
Exons: 10
Coding region: 1-897 (298 amino acids)
Cellular component (GO): endoplasmic reticulum
Molecular function (GO): oxidoreductase activity
Source: RefSeq, a predicted model, not a curated record
AUGUGGGACCCGUUGUGCGCGCUGGGUGCCCUCACUGCAGCGUGGCUCCUGCUGUGGGCGGUGUGGGGUGCCGGCCGCGCCAUCUACGUUUACCUGCUGCCCUGGGUCCGCCGGGAUGCCCGUUGGUUCCGGUCGCACGGAGCCUGGGCAGUCGUAACCGGAGCCACGGAUGGAAUUGGCAAAGCCUAUGCUCAUGAGUUCGCCAAGAAAGGUCUGAACAUCGUCCUCAUCAGUCGAAACCUGAACAAGUUGCAACAGGAGGCAAAGGAGAUUGAACGGCUUCAUGGUACCGAAACACGAAUUAUCCAGGCUGACUUCACUGGGGGCUUGGAGAUCUAUGGGGCCAUCGAGGAAGGACUGAAGGGCCUGGAGAUUGGAAUAUUGGUGAACAAUGUGGGCAUGUGUUUCAACAGGACCUUGGGGAAACUUCUUGACCUCCCGAACCCAGCCAAGAAUCUUUCGGAUAUUAUGAACUGCAACAUGAUGUCGGUGGUUCAGAUGACAAGAAUUGUCCUGCCCCAAAUGGUUUCCAGGCACCGAGGCAUCAUCAUCAACCUGUCUUCUUUGGCUGAAAGCCGCCCCAACCCAUUCUUCACUGCCUAUUCUGCCACUAAGGCCUUUGUGAAGAGCUUCUCUCUGGCAGUGGCCGCCGAGUACUUCCCUGAAGGAAUCACAGUACAGACGGUUAGCCCUGCUGCUGUCUCCACACAUAUUAUCAACAACCCCAAAACCGGAUUGCUGGUGAAGAAUGUCCAAGAUUGGAUUGAGCCAGCGGUCCACACCAUAGGCCUCUCCUCCCAUACUGCUGGAUGCCUCAAUCACGGGAUACAGGUGCCUACACUGGGGCCAGCGUGGGCAGAAGGCUGUGGAGGACAGUUCCUGCUCUUUGCCCACUGA